Gekko japonicus is the source of this 2315-nucleotide messenger RNA. It is a transcript of the gene DPT, whose product is annotated as dermatopontin. Gene Ontology annotation, cellular component: extracellular matrix. Lineage: Eukaryota; Metazoa; Chordata; Lepidosauria; Squamata; Gekkonidae. Bases 77 to 685 code for a protein of 202 amino acids. The record is from RefSeq and is a predicted model, not a curated record. Gene Ontology annotation, molecular function: extracellular matrix structural constituent. Gene Ontology annotation, biological process: collagen fibril organization. The transcript is spliced from 4 exons.
AUCCAAAUGUGAGACAAUAUAAAAAAGCCAGCACAACAACCCAGUGGGGUGUUUUACAGCCAGAAACACAAGCAACAUGGACCUUGUGCUUCUCUGUGUGUUCCUGCCACUGUUCACAGUGGCCUGGGGCCAGUAUGAGGACUACGAGGGAUAUUAUUUCUCCCACAACGAAUACAGGGAUGAUGAUGAAUGGGUCAAUGUGUAUCGGCAGGGUUUCAACUUCCAGUGUCCUCCUGGAGAAGUGAUCGUGGCCGUGAGGAGCACCUUCAGCAAAAAAGAAGGCUCUGAUCGACGGUGGAACUAUGCCUGCAUGCCUACCCCGCAGAACCUCGGAGAGCAGACAGAGUGCUGGUGGGAAGAGAUCAACAGAGCUGGACUGGAAUGGUAUCAGACAUGUUCAAAUAAUGGACUGGUGGCAGGAUUCCAGAGCCAAUAUUUUCCAUCUGUGCUGGAUCGAGAGUGGCAAUUUUAUUGUUGCCGCUAUGGCCGGAGAUGCCCAUAUUCAUGUUGGCUGACAACAGAACAUCCAGGGCACUACGGGGAAGAUAUGGACAUGAUGAUGUAUGCCUAUGACUACUAUAUCCGUGGAGCAACCACAACUUUUUCGGGUGUGGACAGAGAUCGCCAGUGGAAGUUUAUUGUCUGCAGGAUGACAGAUUUUGACUGUCAAUUUGAAAGUGUUUAGAGGCAUUGAAUAUAUACUACACUUGGGGAGGGGGGAUGAAAGAAGAUAGGGGUGAAACUAAAACAGUAGGAGAGGAAAUGUAUUCAUGCACCAGCUUCUUUGCAGAGCUGUAGCUCUUCUACCGCUAACAGGGCUGGUAAGUACCACACUGCAUCCAAAUUUACUUUGCAUUCUAGAGGCACAUCCAUAUGGCCCUGUAUUUAGGGAACAGAUGCUCUGUAUCAGUCCACAUUAUUCCAGAGAACAUAAGCUUCCCGUGCUUCCCUUCCUGUCCAUUGAUCUGGUGGACACCAUGAUGGCUGUCUUCCUACUUCCAGUGCAGAGAUGUUCCUUCAUGAGUUUCUUUUAGGGAUGUUUGAACCACCUUCAGGUUUGUUCCACUUUGGCUGCUCACAGAGGGCCAGGCCCAUUUCAUGGAGCCACUCCUCCCAUGUAGCAUGGUACAGUACAGUGCUACAUGUGAGGAAAGAACCCAGGACAAGGUUGGGCCCCUCUGCAGCCUCCUGUUCCUCCCCAUAGACCCACUGAUCCUCUCCUCCCUGCCUACACCCCCUUGUACCUCUCCCUCUCCUUGUAGAUCUGCUGUCUCUUCUGCUCACCAUUUGGAAGCUGUUUGAGGUGGGCAAGUCUCAGGCAGGUUCAAGAGUCGGCUUGCAGCCAGUCAUAGCAGUUGAGCACGACCUGAUUUCCUUCCAAACCUGCCUGUUGCAACAUUUCUGGCAGCCCUGUUUCCUAGGGGUACCUGUUGUACUCCUGCCUGUAUGCUUCAGUACCAAAAUUUAGAAUAUGGAAAGCUGCCCUGUGUAUGUGCCUUUAGACAAAACUGUGGACAAAUCCAUUGAAUUUUAUUUGUGGCUUGUUUACACUGUUUAGAUACUUCCUGAUACAAACUUGUUGUGGGUUUUCUUUGCUUUUUGCUUAUCUGUAUAUCUGCAGUUUAAUUUUUGCAUUACUUUUUACGUACUGCAUCCCAUUUAUGAAAAGGACCCCAAAAGCUCCCUGAUCUGUGCUUUUGCACCCAAACCUCCUUUAUAAUACUCUCCAGCUGUGAUUGCAAGGAAGCAAAGAUUUCUUCUGUGGCACAGCUUUGCGACCCAGACAAUUCUGAUACACAGCAAAAUGCUGACUAACAUUGGCUCUGGAGAUAGAAUUGCUUAUCAGCCCCAUAGUCUUUGUCUAAAAUUGAAAUGAGACCAAUGUACUCUGAUGGCCUGAAUGCCUUCACUUUAAGGGACAUCAGAUUAUUUCUUUGUAAAUGUCAAGCAUUUCUCUGCCAUCUCUUGUCAUUAGAGGCCCAUAAUGAAUGAGAAUACCAGGACUGUAGACUUUGUGGGAAAUGACAUUUGUAAUUGUAAGCUUGAACACAGAGGUGUUGGUGAACCCAUUAGGUAGAUCAGAUGUGGGACAGAACGAUAGCAAAUAAGAUGGGAGGCUUGAGUCAACCACAAACCUAAAGUCUGUGAUAUAUUGUUCUGUUAAAUCCAAAAUGGAAGAUAUUUGAGAGUCCAAAGAUAAUAACAGUAAGAGGAUAUUCUGCAAUUUAUUGAGAAUGACUGUAUUAGGACAUCUUUAGUAAAUUCAGUAUGUACAAGCACACUAGGAACUGUUAUCAUAAAUAAAGGAACAAAUC